Menidia menidia (Atlantic silverside) is the source of this 897-nucleotide messenger RNA. Lineage: Eukaryota; Metazoa; Chordata; Actinopteri; Atheriniformes; Atherinopsidae. The record is from the annotation of a GenBank genome assembly.
CACGACCCCGCCCAUUAAGCUCGUACUACAUAGUUCGGUUGCCUUGCAGAAGACGAGCACACAAUUGUAACUUUGGUGUCUUGGAAAACUGUUGCAAAGAUGGUGCUCAAAGCUGUUUGUGUGCUCAAAGGAGCCGGUGAGACCAGUGGGACUGUUUAUUUUGAACAGGAGAGCGACUCGGGACCGAGCGACCACGUGCCACAGGCCACCCGGAAGUCCUUCACCCCACUUUGUAGUGAUUCAGCUCCUGUAAAGCUGACAGGAGAAAUCAAAGGCCUUACCCCUGGUGAGCAUGGCUUCCAUGUCCAUGCUUUUGGUGACAACACAAACGGGUGUGUCAGUGCUGGCCCUCACUAUAACCCGCACAACAAGACUCAUGCAGGCCCUAAUGAUGAAGUAAGACAUGUUGGAGAUUUAGGUAAUGUGACUGCAGGAGCAGAUAAUGUUGCCAAGAUAAACAUCACAGACAAACUUCUCACACUUGCAGGCCAAUAUUCCAUCAUUGGCAGAACCAUGGUGAUCCACGAGAAAGCUGAUGAUCUGGGAAAAGGAGGAAAUGACGAAAGUUUGAAAACUGGUAAUGCUGGUGGACGUCUGGCCUGUGGGGUCAUUGGAAUUACCCAGUAACAUGCAUCAUGACGUGGAGCACUGAAAACUGCACUUAAUGAGACCAACAUAGCUACUUAAGUAACUGUAUUUCCUUUUCAGUACUCUGGCUUUUCGUUGACCAGUUGUUGUAGAAAUGAAGCCAUACUCUUCUCUGUCCGUUCCUAAUGACAGUUGUGUGCGUUGGUUUACACUCCUGCCAAUUAGCCUCGGUCCCAAAGAAUUGGUAACGCACAAAUAAUUUACUAAUGUAUACGAAUGAAAAAAAUAAAUUGGCUAAAAUCAUGAAAA